Triticum dicoccoides is the source of this 4212-nucleotide messenger RNA. RefSeq lists its product as uncharacterized. Gene Ontology annotation, molecular function: nucleic acid binding. Lineage: Eukaryota; Viridiplantae; Streptophyta; Magnoliopsida; Poales; Poaceae. The transcript has 2 exons. The coding region runs from base 537 to 2240 and encodes 567 amino acids. The record is from RefSeq and is a predicted model, not a curated record.
AGCCACAGAGAAGACAGCGGGCCAAGCCAUGACAUGGGAUGGAGUUAGUAAUGGGCUUGGGCUUGUGGGAGCGGCUGGGCUAUAAAGGAAGCAGCAGCGAACGACAACGGCAGCGAAUGAAUGAAUCGUAUUCAACCUUCUCAUCCUCUGCUCUCAUUCCUCUCCCCCGGCUUCUACUAUAUCUCAUCUCCUCUUUGCUGAUUUCUCAUCCCAAAUUCCCUUGUAUCCUCUGAAUCUAUACCGAAUAUGGGUGUUGAUUUAUCCAUCUGUUCGAUCUCUGUACUGAGGUCGUGACAAUUUGGUAAUCAGAGCCCCAAAAUUUCCUCCAAAUUUUGCUCCUAUUGUGUGUUCCUCAACUCUCUCGGCUAGAUUCGUAACAUCCAUUGCCUUGGGUGCGAUUUGCUUCGGUGAAUCGCAUAAAAUCCCUGGGCUAGGUUGGAUCGGCUUGGAGUGGAGCAACAACAACAUCCAAACCCUCAGCGUAGAGACAAGAAAACAAUCACCACCCACUUCCUGCCUACCAGGUGUUCGACAAAAUGUCCAGCCAGCAAGAGGUGUUCACUGUCGGCGUUCUCCACGUCACUGUUCACCAUGUGUACUACCCCGUCAGUGAGGAGACGUUGCAUCAGGUGUUUACAAUGUAUGGCGUGGUGAACAUCUCUAUGUUCCAGAGAAUCCACCAUGUCGAGGCGGUGGUUCAACUCCGAUCAAGAAGCGAGGCAGCACGGGCUCUCGCCAUGCAUGGCCGGUGCAUAUACGAGCGCUCCUGCCUCCUCGACAUCCAGGACGUGUCGCCGGAGUACAACCUGCACUUGUGCUCACUGCUCGAACAGAAGCAGACCACAACUAUGGCCGAGUACACAACGACGUUCUUGGAAUGCGUACAACGCGUACUGGAUAUCAACCCCAACCUGAGCAUCAAGAGCUUCAUCCACCAGUACAUCCUGGGCUUGCGGGGAGAUAUCCAAGAUGUUGUGCGGUUGCGAUCUCCGUCAAGCAUCACCGGUGCUUCGUCCCUUGCACGGAUAAGAGAGGAUGAGAUCGCUGAGGAGGUGGCCAUGGCUGCAGAGAAACCUGACGAUGACCGUAGAGUUCACGUCCUCAUGCCUACGGUGAUAGUCGCGGAUGUCUUCCCCGAGCUGGCUGCCCCAACAGAGUGCGGUGCAGACCAUGGUGUCAUUUCCAUUGACAGCAGCAGCCUUGCUGCAACGACGUCGGUCACAUGUUCGAUGGAGUGCUCGAGUCAUGACGCCACCUUCGACAUCUUCCUUGAGCCCACAGCCCCUACUAUGUGUGAAGGGACCCUCGACAUCGAAGCCAUCAGUGUUGUUGCACCAAUGCCCAUGGCAGGCUCGACCAGUGGUCUGGCAUGUGCUGAUGUCAACAUUCCGGUGGUCGCACCCCUGAUUCUGGGAAAUGUGACCCCAUCGUCUGCAUCUCCUCCAGAGGUUCCACCAACCUCACUGCAGUGGCCAUUUUCCAUCCUUGAACAGGACACCAUGGCGUCGAUAAGAUGUUUGACCCUCUACUUAGACCACAUUGGUGUGUUGACCCCCAUGUACAUACUGGAUGAGAGUGUGAAAAUCAAACAACAAGGACAAGUGUCACGACCAAUGCCAUGGCCUUCGUUCAAAUGUCGUUCGGAACUAGCCAAUCCUCAAGAUCCAUGGACAACAACUCAAGGUAUAUUUGGGAAACUAUCUACAGAUCAGCCAUAUGAGGAUCUCAAAUGUUGUGUUGCCCGUUUGGCCUUGCUUUGUACUAGCUCAUCUGAUGGGAAUUAUUUACAAGUAAUUGCUGCACUGAGAAGUCUCUUAUUUGAGUUCUAUAAUAUUGGGGAGGCUUGGGGUCAUUGGCACUAUGCAUAUAUGCAACAGUGCCGUUCAUCUCAACCAGCAUGUUAUUUGGAGUGCAUGAGGGCUGGUGAUGCUAUAUUGAACAUGGAAUUGACAGCCCAAGUUUUAUUCAAUGCAAUUCCAAUGGAAUUUGUGAGUAAGCAUACUAACGGAGUCUGCGAUUUCUUAAGAGCUUUUGACCAAGAGGAGGAGCUUAAUUCCAUUUCUGAACCGAGCGAACAAGCUACAAGGCUGUGUUAUGUUGAACUGACAUCUUCGGCUUAUUCUUCAUUACAUUUCAUCAAGCCUUGCUGUUUUGGACUAGGUAUGCAGGGGUACAGUGCCAAUGGAAGGCUGUCACCUGACGUGUCAUUUUCUACUACCAACAUAAUGCUUCUUCCAUGAGAUACAUUUCAGUUGCAAUCUUGGGCACCACCUUCUGAUGGUAUAGUGGUAAUAGUGGAGUACAAACCAUGGCCAUUGUGGGAAAUCAUUGAUGGUUGUGAGAGCAUUAAUUUCCAUGAGGCUAUGCCUUGUUUUCUGAUGAUAUUUCUAGUGGGUGGACAUCUCUGCACCGAACAAUAUGCUUGUGGUAUCUUGAGUGAAUCUAUCAUAGAGAAGAAGUGAUUUUGUAUUUGUGCAGCAGGUAGUCGAGCCAUGAGAUUAUGUAGAGCUGACAUGGAACCUUUUAGCCAAGCCUACUGUCUUGUUAUUAUGUUUUCACACCUCACACUACAGGACAAGGACACUGACAAUAUUCUCAAUCCUUCUUGUGACGCUGGCUACAACACGGGUUUCACUGAUGUGUUCAUUUGGUUAAAUGUCAGAGUGUUUCUUGCUAUGAUUUGGCUCGGCGUCAGUGGAAAGUUGCAGCGAUGUUCCAUCAAUGCUAUGUUAUUUGGGGCAACAGGCUCGUACUGUCACAAUUUGCCACAGCAGGUGCACCCAACAAUAGCUUCUUGGUCAAAUUUAUGAACCAUUUUAUAUACUGUGUUGAGUUGCCGUUUGAACCUGGAGAUCAUAGGUUAUUGUUGGUUCUUCUUGCCAUUUGCGGCGCAUUCGUUGGAUAUAUUCAUCUGCAUGAGCAUAGAGGAACAUUGACAUAUCAUUUGCCUUGGUGGUAUACGACAUCGCAACUAAUACCGGAAGUUAUGCAAGUAAAAUGGUGUUUCUAUUGGGCUAGAUGUUUCCUCAGAAUUAUGGAAGAGAUUACUCUUAACAGACUAUGGGGUUUACAGAGGAAAGAUAUGCGAAGGAGGGCUACAACUGAUAAGAACGUAUGCAGAGAUGUCGGUUACCAUAUUCUUGUUGGAGCUGACAUUCUGAGUGAUGAACAUUAUUCAACUAUCAAAAAGCGUUAUACAUGUUGGCAGAAUCCAAUCCCCAAUUGGAUGCUCACGGACUGGCAUAUGCUUGAGAUAAAUACCAACAAUAAUGUCGUUCUAGCAGUUUCAGAUGAGAACCAUACACCGUGGAGGUUCGCAGUUGUCCAUUAUACUCUGCUCGUACCUCAUUCCAUUGUUGCUCAUGGAGGGACUGUAUUACAUACCCAGCACUUGGGUCACCCAGCUCGCACGGAUUGUUCAACAUAUAUAUGUGCAACAUGUCAGCAUCUUGGUACACGCAUCCCACUAAGCAUGCUGUUGUGCUAAUGCUCUUGUGUGUCUGUACAUGAUUUGGAGCUAUUCUUCAUCAUCAGUCCAUUCUUUGUUCACAUGGUCAACCUGAAGGACGGAAUAGAUAGUCAGAGUUCUCCAUCAGAUAUGGCAUUGUUAUCUACGCAGCUGAAGUGUGAUGGAACUAUUACCUAGAGUUGUUCGCAUCACAAGUUUCAGGUUGCCUGGACAAACUUUUCUUUGGAACAUUGAGCUGGUCAACUUGUCGAACGAGUACCAGAGCGACACCCUCCAUGUGAUCCAGGUCGGCUUGCGGUCAACCGAUUCUCAAGGGGGGAAGAAUGUCAUGACCUUAGCUACAGAGAAGACAGCGGGCCAAGCCAUGACAUGGGAUGGAGUUAGUAAUGGGCUUGGGCUUGUGGGAGCGGCUGGGCUAUAAAGGAAGCAGCAGCGAACGACAACGGCAGCGAAUGAAUGAAUCGUCUUCAACCUUCUCGUCCUCUGCUCUCAUUCCUCUCCCCCGGCUUCUACUAUAUCUCAUCUCCUCUUUGCUGAUUUCUCAUCCCAAAUUCCCUUGUAUCCUCUGAAUCUAUACCGAAUAGGGUGUUGAUUUAUCUAUCUGUUCGAUCUCUGUACUGGGGUCGUGACAGUCCCAUGUUGUUAUCCAUCAUCAGCAACCGGUUUGACUUUGGCGCCACGUCCACUAUGUUGUAUAUUCAAGAACGAAUGCUCAUAUUUAUCAAAAAAGCGAUGUUCAAUUA